Molecule: messenger RNA, 3752 nt
Organism: Hydractinia symbiolongicarpus
Lineage: Eukaryota; Metazoa; Cnidaria; Hydrozoa; Anthoathecata; Hydractiniidae
Product: dipeptidyl peptidase 3-like
Exons: 17
Coding region: 816-3107 (763 amino acids)
Biological process (GO): proteolysis
Cellular component (GO): cytoplasm
Molecular function (GO): metalloexopeptidase activity; dipeptidyl-peptidase activity
Source: RefSeq, a predicted model, not a curated record
CAAUGUUUACAAAAAAAUCGUUCAACACAUUUGCUAUCGAUGCUGUGUCAUUUAUCAUUUUCCCAUCAAGCGUCAAACAUUUAGGUAGAUCAUUGCUGACAUUUUUAGAUUUACCAAUAAUUUCCUUAAUAAUAUUCCAAGUUGUUUUAGUGUCAUUUCUAUACUUUUCAAGUAAAAUGGAAUAAUGAUUCAUUUUAGAAACUUUUUUUAGUUUUUCAAAUAAAUUUUUGUAUCCCUUGUGCCUCUUUUUUUUUGAGUAUGUUUUCUUUUUUAAAAACUUUUCAUAUAAUCUUUGCUUCUUCUUUGAGGAUAUAAUGAGUCCUUUUGUCUUACACGGGCUCAACAGGUUCUUGUUUUUGACAGUUACACGUCUUUUCGGAAAUGCUUUUUCGUACUGCGUGUAAAUAUAUUUUAAAAAUAACUCAUACGCGCUAUUAGCAUCUUCGCUUUGCAUGACUAACUCCCGGUAUAAGAUACUGUAAAAAUGUACGCAUUAAGACACACACUUAUUCGUUUAAAAAAGCUCUGCAUCUAUGUCAUCCUUUUUUGUCUUUUGUGUUUCUUCUGCCUCUAAGUAGCCAGAUUACAGGGACCUGUAAUCUGGCCCUGUAAUCUGGCUCAACGCAGAAGACGCGUGCGUUCCGUUUCUCGAUUUUAACUUUUUACUCACAUUUUUUCGACGGUGGAGGAGAGCAUGCGAUAUCUCGGAAUUGAGAAACAAAGAAAUGGAAACUUCCUCAAAGCUGUCUUUCACGAAAAGGUAGGAGGUCACUUACCAGCAAGUUCCAGUCACCCAGUGUAACCUGGCUGCAAAUAUGGACCAGUUCACUAUUCCUAAUUCUGUUCCGGUAUGCCAGCUUGAAUGUGGAGUUGCCUUUGAGGGUCUUCAACAAAAAGAAAAAUUAUAUGCUCAUUAUUUGUCAAAUGCAUGCUACCAGGGAGGAUUAAUUGUUCUUUUACAAACUUCCCCAGAAUCGCCAGGUAUUUUUAUGUUGUUGCAAAGAUUAUUUUCAGAGGAAAGACUUGAAGCCUUGAAAUCUAAGACUGUGGUUCCUGAUGGCAAUAUAACAGACAAUGAUUUCCAGGCAUUGUUAACUUAUGCUGCUGGGUUUUACUCAAACAUGGGUAACUAUAAAUCGUUUGGUGACACAAAAAUAGUUCCAGCAAUAGCACAGGAAAAAUUUAAAGCAGUAGUAUGGCAAAGUGAAGCAUACAAAAAAAACACAAAAUUAAUUGAACAGCUAUGGGUUGGAUGCAGUGGUGCUAUGUAUAAUCUGGAUCAAAGAAGAAAAGAACUUGGGCUUGGAAAAAAGGGACUUUCUACAUAUUAUUCUAGUAAUAUUACAGAAGAAGAUGUAAAUUUUGUCCAAGAGUUCAUGCAAGAAAAGAAGCUGAGCCCAUACAACACCCGUCUGUUCAAGGUUGCACAAAAAGAUAAAACUGUUAGUUAUCAGUUGCGACUAGCAUCAGCCGCUGGAGCUGAGAAAGCUGGUGAAGAUGACGACGUACACCAGCACUUAGGAUGUUCCACAUUUAAAGAUUUUAAAGUGGAAGUAACCAGAGGAGAUUAUUCUGAGUUGCUACAGCGCACAGUGACUUAUUUAAACAAGGCAAAGGAAUACGCUGCUAAUGAAAAUGAGGUCCAGAUGAUUGAAUAUUAUAUUAAGGCAUUCACUUUUGGAAGUAUUAAUGCCCAUAAGGAUGGCUCCAGAUAUUGGAUAAAAAAUAAAGGUCCGGUAAUUGAAACUUAUAUUGGUUUCAUUGAAUCCUAUCGUGAUCCAUAUGGCGUCCGUGGUGAAUUUGAAGGUUUUGUUGCCAUGGUUAAUAAAGCUAUGAGUGCAAAGUUUGGCAUCUUAGUUGAGAAUGCAGAAGAAUUGCUGAAGUUACUUCCUUGGCCGUCCGAGUAUGAAAAGGAUACAUUUUUACGUCCCGACUUCACCUCAUUGGAUGUACUAACUUUCGCUGGAAGUGGUAUACCUGCAGGAAUUAACAUCCCAAACUACGACGAUAUUAGACAGAAUGAAGGAUUUAAAAACGUCUCUCUUGGGAAUGUGCUUCAAUCGCACUCAACAGAUCAAAUUGUGACAUUUCUUAACAAAGAAAAUCAGGAAUUGUAUUCAAAAUAUAAAGCACCUUCUUUUGAAGUUCAAGUUGGUCUGCAUGAGUUGUUGGGACACGGGAGCGGAAAGUUAUUUCAAAAGAACCAAGAUGGUACUUUCAAUUUUGACGUGGAUCAAGUGAAGCAUCUGGAAACAAAUGAAAAGAUUACAUCUUGGUAUAAUCCUGGUGAGACUUGGGAUACAGUGUUUAGUGCAAUGGGUUCUAGCUAUGAAGAAUGCCGUGCAGAGUGCGUGGGAAUUUACUUGUGUCUGGACGAAGGUAUUUUAAGAACUUUUGGUCACGAAGGUGAUGAAGCAAAGAAGAUAACUUACAUCAAUUGGUUGAAUAUGGUCCGUGCAGGUCUGUUAGGGUUAGAAUUUUACUCACCAGAAACCAAGGAGUGGAAACAGGCUCACAUGAAUGCUCGUUUUGUUAUUUUACAAGUACUUAUGGAGGCUGGAAACGAAUUUGUUACUAUACAACGUACCACAGGAGAAGACGGAAAACCGGAUUUAAGAAUUGUGUUAAUAGAAGACCAAAUUAAGACAACUGGAAAAAAUGCUAUCGCUGAAUUCUUGAAAAAACUGCAGUUAUACAAGGCUACUGCGGAUGUCAACAAAGGCCAAGAGUUGUACAAGAAAUACUCUACGGUGAAUGAAGAUAUGCUAGCCAUGAGAGAAACAGUGUUAUCAAGAAAGCAACCGAGGCGAAUGUUUGUGCAAGCUAAUACAGAAAUAAUUGACUUAAAGAAACUUAUUGGUAUGCAUUCAUCACUUGCUCCUCACCUACAUCAAAGUUGUGCUGAAAUCAUAAAACUGUUUGAGAAAUGUCACGAAGAACAUAAAAUUGGAAAGUUUUUUGGCAAGUGCAAUGAUCUUAAAUAUGAACUUAGUAAAUGUUUUGCUGCAGAUACUGCAGAUAGACGAAGGAAGAACCGUGAAGAAAGUAUUAAAAAAAGAAAGAAAUUUGAACAGCAAUAUCGGGAGUACUUAUUCAAUGAAAAAUAGUUUUGUAAAAUAGUGUUUAUAUGUAGCAAGUAUUAUAUAUAAACUUAUUUUAUUUACAUAUUAUGUGGUUUUUGGCAAAAAGGAGAUCACAGAUAUAUUGUGGAGUAAACAGACGAAGCACCAAAGACAAAAAGUGGUAUAAUUGUCAUGCUGCUAAAAGAAUACCAGAUUUAUAAUUCUAAUCUAGUCUAAUGAACAUUUCAGCAAAUUAUUGUUUUUAUGAUUGUAUACUGAAAUUGGGUUAUAAACAGCAAAAGUGAAUAUUACAUACAUUUAAACCUUUCUAAUUCCUUUGUUUGUGUUUGUGUGUUAAUAAAGUUUUAGUGAUGUUGGAUAUAUAGUUGAUGAGUAUUUUAAUGAGCUCACACUUUUUUUACUUGAACAAACGUUUCUUCCGUUUUUUCUUAGAUAAUCUUGACGGAACGAGUGAGAUUGUUCUUUUAACCACUGAUAGUGUAUUACAAUGCUUACUGAAAUAAAACAAUUAAAAACCUUCAUUUUUAGAAUUAAAAAAUUCAUGAAAAGAGUAAAAUGUACACUUAAAUGGGCAUUGCAGCAUCACAGCCACAACAACAAGUAAUAACACAUACUAAUAUAUGCACAAGAACUGUUCAAGUCAUGCCUAGCUCAUCAGGUGUAAACAAA